Molecule: messenger RNA, 354 nt
Organism: Suillus plorans
Lineage: Eukaryota; Fungi; Basidiomycota; Agaricomycetes; Boletales; Suillaceae
Exons: 3
Coding region: 1-354 (117 amino acids)
Source: RefSeq, a predicted model, not a curated record
AUGGACAACCAGAGACCAUCACAAGGGUCGCAAAACAGGUCCGACUUGCAACGGGACUAUCGCGAGAGGGAGCGGCUCGCCUUUCGCAGGCUGUUGGGGGCCCUGAAUGAAGUCGACCGCACUAAUCCUCGUUCCCGACGCGAGAUUUUGAGACAAGCGGCCGAGUGUCUCCGACGUUUGGGACAAGAACAAAUUGACCUGCAACGACAGCUCGUGUUCCCAAACAAUGUUGUGGGUACUGCGAGUCAGCCAGAAGUUGGAACAGCAGGGGGGAACGGGAGGGCUGCCAUAGUGGGGAGUACAGCAUGGGUUAGCGUGAAGAUUAGCUCAGGGGUCAGAACGAUGCAGGCAUAG